Molecule: messenger RNA, 3290 nt
Organism: Spinacia oleracea (spinach)
Lineage: Eukaryota; Viridiplantae; Streptophyta; Magnoliopsida; Caryophyllales; Amaranthaceae
Product: 23 kDa jasmonate-induced protein
Exons: 2
Coding region: 74-616 (180 amino acids)
Source: RefSeq, a predicted model, not a curated record
CGGAUAGCAAAUAUGCAAGAGAGUUGUCAAAACACAAUAAAACUAUAAAAAUAAAAAAUAAAAGAAAAAGAAAAUGAAUCCAUUCGGGGCAGCAAUUACAGAUCAAACCUUGAAACAAAUGUCAAAAUACAGAGGUAAAGAAAUAACACAAGAAGACAGAGCAAGAGAGGCAAUGAGAUUAAUCCAUGCUGAAGACAAGAACAUAAGUGCUCUUCAACAUGUAUUGAAUCUUAAGUCAAAAUAUGGUAAUGGAGUUACAACACUAUGUCUUGUGUAUAAUGGUACUGGUGAUACUCUUAAACUUGUUGAGGAAAAGGAUUGGUCUGGUUAUAUAUAUAAUGAACAACCUCCCAGAUCCUUUCAAAAUGGUCAGUGGCUUGCUUUCCUCCAUGCCCACCCAACUUCUCAAGCUGUAGGCACUGAAGCUGCUCGUGUGUACCGCGGUAACAAUGUUAAAGGAGAGGUUCGUGACUAUAUGAUUGCUUGGUCUACCCCUUGGGGUCCUAACUUCCAAAACUCGUUCAAGAUAUUGGUGGAGAAAGUUGUGCAUUGGCAAGCGUGUCCAGUCAAAACGUUGCGAGUAUUUCGGGACGGAUGGAGUAUUUUCAAAUGGUGAAAGUUUAAACAACGGGAGUAUAACGGAGUACUAUUAUAGGUUGCUAAUGACUCCGUAUGUAUAGUUAUAACGGAGUAUUUUUUAUCAAUGAUGUCUUGGCAUAAUGGUUAAGAUUGAAGUCAUGUGUAUAAUAGGUCAAAGGUUCAAAUCCUUCUCCCCAAUUUAUAGUUUAUAUUGCCCUUAUGGCUCAUUUGCACCCAAAAAUAACAUAACGGAGUACUUUUGGCAUCUCCUGAAUGCAUCGCACGACUAUUUUGUAUUCUCCAGACGUGAUUAAAUUUGUUAGUUCAUGUUAUAUAUGGAAUACUUAGAGCAUGAUCAGCCCCAAGUCUUAAGACAUGAGUUGUGCUGACAUGCCAUAUGAUUCAUCAGUCUUAAGAUCAAACAUAUAGAAAUUGUAUCAUUGAACUUUUGAAGUAGACAGGUCUUAUCAAAGCCUUAAAGUGAGUCUUGAAAAAUUAAGACUCAACUUAAGACUUGGUAUGUGAGUUAAAUUAAAUAAUAAAAUGAUAUUUUACAUAAAUUUACAAGUCUUAAAUGAUUUAAUGGGUGAAGAGCUAAAUUUGAUUGAAUCUUAAGGAGUCUUAACAAUAAUUUAAUUAUUUAAUAUUAAUGAAAUGUUGACAAGGCAAAUGAAGAAAAUCUUAAGAUAAGACCCCCUUGAUCUUGCUCUUACCAGCUUUUACGCACGAGGCAAACGUACGUGGCAUUUUACAUAAAUAUUGUAAUUUUAUAAAAUAAAUUUUAUACGGAAUAUGUACUAUACUAACGUUUUAGUACAUAUGUUCUUUACAUUAUGCUUUAUAAUAUUUUCGACAUAAAAAAUUACUAUCUCACCCCUUUUACCUCACAACAUUUACAAUUUUCCACUCACAUUUUCUUACUGUAUUUAUUUUAUUCUUACACUUAAAUUACCCACUUUUUUACACAUAUCUCUUACUUUAUCUAUAUUACUAGUCUUAUAUGUACGCGAUGCGUGCAGAUAUGAGAAACAGAUUUGUGUUAUUACAUUUAAACCUGAAAUAAUAUGUAAAUAAUAUAAUAUAAACGCGUAGCGUGCGAAUAUAAGAAACAUAUAACUUAGAUAGAGCCGAACACAUAUAAACAGAUUGAUUAAAAUGGUAAGAAUUUAUUUAAGGGGCUAGAUUGAUAUGAUUAAAAUGCUUCUUUAAGUGUGAAGGAUAUUUUAGUGAUCGAAGAGGGACACCAAAAGUGGUUUACUAAAAUAACCUCACUUUUUCACUUAUAUAAUAGAGGUUAUUAUAUUCACCCACAUUUUUACACGUUUUUUAUAUUUUAUCUUAAUAUUUGUGCAGUAAUAAAUAUAAAGAUCAUUAUGAAAUAGAGAUAUAGUAGUUGCUUAAAUAAAUGGAAAAAAGAUUACUCGGCCCGAAGAAUAACAUUUACUGUGCAAAAUACUCGGCCCGAAGGAUCAUUUGUGCAAAUACUUAUACUCUUCUUUCUUCGGUUUCUAUAUUACUCACUCCGUCCCUUAAUACUUGACCGCUUUCCUUUUCAGAUCGUCCCUUUAUACUUGCACCGCUUUUAUAAAUGGAAGUCUUUACUAAUAUUAUAUUAUUUCUCACACUGACCUACUACCCCACAUACACCCCUAUUCCCUACAAAAAAAUCAUUUAAAAAUCAACACUCCUCACUCACCACUCCCCCCAUUACACAUUUUCUACUAACUAUAUUAAAAAAAAUACCCCACUAUCAACAAAUAUCGAUAUUUAAAUUAAUAAGUCAAUUCAAAUGUCUUAAACUCCACACCGGUCAAACCGAUGCAAGUAUUAAGAGACGGAGGGAGUAAUACUAUGCAGAAUAAUAAGGAGCAUAGGGAGUAAGAUAGAGAAAAUAUAUGCCAAGUUGUCGAAGUAUUAAUGAAGUCUAUAAGAUAAGAAAGCAAGUCUCCGUAGAUUGUUUCUUGAAAUAAAUCUAACGAUAGUUACAAAGUACAUUUUUACAAUUCAAAUCAAAUCAUUGCAAUCUUAAAUAAAAAACAUACACCAAUGAAGACUUAUCAAAAUAUAGCUAUAUAUUACCUCUAUUUCUUUACGAUUUGAAAAAUGUGUCCAAAGUAUAAAACUUUGAUCAUAAACUUUCACUUGCUUUUUCCGGCCGUAUUUAUUUAAGAAAUACACUUGGUCGGACACAGAUAUUAAGAAAAAAAAUUGAAUGGAAUAAAGUAAUAAAACAAGUGGGGUUGGGGUAGAUAUUUUAAUAAGUAAAACAAGUGAGGACCAUGUCAUUUUAGAGGGGUGGAGGGUGGGUGUAGUUCUGAAAUUAUUUGUUUAAUAGGGUGGUGGGACGUACAUAUAAUAUACGGAGUAUUAGAUAGAUUAUUUAAUUAGAUGGUGGGGUUGAUAAGUUACUAAAAAUGGCAUGUGUAUCUCUUAAAUAAAUACGGCCGGAAAAAGCAAGUGUAUCCCUUAAAUAAAUACGGAGGGAGUACAUUACAUGUAAGCUCUUGUUAGAUUAAUCUCGAUAUGUAUUUUUAGAAUAUCAAUUUUUUAUAUUUUUUUAACAUUCCAAAUUGAAUAUAUUAAUACUUAAAUAUUAAAAUAAAGUCCGUGCAAUUAGUAACUAUAAAUAACUUAAAGUAAAGAAAAUAGUACGUAGUAUGUGGAUGUUAACUAUUAUAUUUAUUUUCGUUAGAUUUAUACGUGUUCAUUUU